This is a messenger RNA of Dromaius novaehollandiae (emu), 3561 nucleotides long. RefSeq names its product oxidative stress-responsive serine-rich protein 1-like. Gene Ontology annotation, biological process: cellular response to hydrogen peroxide. The coding region runs from base 314 to 1195 and encodes 293 amino acids. The transcript is spliced from 4 exons. Lineage: Eukaryota; Metazoa; Chordata; Aves; Casuariiformes; Dromaiidae. The record is from RefSeq and is a predicted model, not a curated record.
CGGGGCGGGGGGAGGGGGCGCGGGGUGGUGCCGCCCCCGCCCUGGGGACGGCGGCGGCGGCGCGACGCCGCUGCGGGAGGGGAGGAACAGCCAAGCAAGCCGCCGCGCUCAGGGACUCGCUUCUCCGCGGCCGGGUCGGUAACUGCCGGCUGCGUCGCGCGCGGGCCGCCGCCAGAACAGGGCUUUCCGUGGCAACGGUGGUCCUGGAAGCCGCUGGAGAGAGGAGAAUGGUGCGGUCUUUCCGAAACGCGGUCUUCGGGGAGAGAACGCUUAUUUUAUAUGGCACAGCUGGCGAUACGCUGAUAGCCUAUCAAUGGACUUAGAUGCUAAAGAUGAAGAGGAAGAGAGUCUGCAAACAGCUUUCAAAAAGCUGAGAGUGGAUGCAGCAGGAUCUGUUGCAGCUCUUUCUGUGGGUGAUGGGACGGUUUUGAGAACACCGAUAAGAGCAGCUAUGGAUGGAGCCAAACAACAGUCUGUCUGCUCUAAAGAAGCUUGGCAUGGGUGCUUGAGGAAGCCUUCAAGAGGGUCAGCAAGAAUCCCACGUCGCAGACGUUCCAAGUCUCCUGUCCUGCAUCCUCCCAAGUUUACGUAUUGCAGUAUGAAAGCUAACAACCAGCUGAAACACAAAACCCAGUCAGACACUUCGAAGAGUAACGUCAGUUCAGACAUUUUUGUUGCAACAGAACAUGGUACAAAGGACAGGCAUGAUUCUCAAUUUGAGGCCAGUGAUGACAGAAGAACCAGAACUAAACCUUUGGAAGCUUCCACAGCUGAAGAGCUGUUGGAGAAUUCAAGGGAGAAUUGCCCUGCUCUCUCUUCAGCCUUUGAAACUAGCCUGGAUUCUAGCCAAACUUCAGAUUUCCAGUCCUUAUCCAUGCUUAGCAAUGGCAAGCAGUGCCCUUGUUCGGACAAGAAAUGCCAGUGCAAACAAUGGCGAACCAUGGAAGUGUACUCUUUCUCUGGCUUGCGGAGCGUCCUGUCAGAAUGCGAAAAAGCAGUCCUAGGAGUCCACUGUCAGUCUCUUCAAAACAGAUCCCCUUGUGGAGCGGCCACAUCAGGUUCUCCUAGAUCUUGUUCUGAGCAAGCUCGAGCCUUUGUGGAUGAUGUGACUAUUGAAGAUCUUUCAGGAUACAUGGAAUACUACUUAUAUAUUCCCAAGAAAAUGUCUCACAUGGCAGAAAUGAUGUAUACUUGACUGAAAGCAAUAGAGAAUCAUGAAUCAGAGUUUGUGAUAUUGGUUGGGUUAAAUGCCUUGUCAGUGCCAUGGCUGUUUACACUGCUGUGUGUUUGAUCAAAUGUUUCUUUGCAUCGUACAGUUUAGUUUUCUAAUAAAAUGAAAAAUGGAAUAUAGUUUCUGAGCUUAGUUCUAAAAAGAAUGCACUAAAGUCUCUGAAUACCUUAACAAAAGCACCGUAGAUCAAAUAAACUCCCUUUGUUUUUUGGUUUGUGCUGUGGAUAUUCAAGCUCUGUAUGCUGUUUUCACUAUGUCUGGGAAGAAGAAGAGCUUUUUAAGCUUUGUUCUGAAAUUUUGCAGGGUUUGGAAGAUUCAUUCUUGAUGUGUCCCAGUACUUAAAGAAAUGUUUUAUAGUUCCAGCUCUGUGUUACUCAUCCUGCUCCAGGGAUUAAAAGGGGAAGGCCUUCAGUAUUUUGGAUAGGAUACAUAUCCUUGAACACUGCCUGGCUUUUUUUUCAUUUCAAUCAAAUUGUGAAGGCUUCUGCCUCACAAUUUUGUUAGGAGGUCAAGAAUGUGCUGGAGCAUGCUUGGACCCUUUCAUAAUCUAAUUAACUCACACUGUUACAUUUAUGUACAGAUAGUGAAGCUCAUAGAAGCAAAAAUAUAUGUCCUUAUGUAUGCUUUACAGAUGGAGUAAUUUAAGGGAGAGUGAAACAGGCUAAGAGAAUUAAGAAUAAAAUUUCCUUUGGGCCAUGCAGUCUCCAAAACUGAGAUUGUGAAGCCAUCUACACUGAUUAUUUCCAGGUAUGUUUGAUACACAGAACAGGUUGGAAAUGGGGUAAACAAGAAGUAUAUAUCAUACAGGCUUUGUGGUGUAGAACUACAACAUUCCAUCUGAUUGAAAAUACUCAAAUAAAACACACUGUUGCCAAGAUGUGCAUUAAUAAAUGUUUGUCUAAGCCCAGCAUAUUUAAAGUAUAGCCUGAAUAAUAUAAUUUACACUGAUUUUACCCCCCCCAAGAACUUUUCUUACUUUCUUUUUUUUUUUAAACUAAAGCAUGGAUUCAGUAUCAGCUAUAAAUGCAUACUGAACAAUUGUGUUUGAGUAGGAUAGUGCAAUUUUUACUUUUACAUUUCAACAUCUGUGGUCAGCAAGCCAAGGAGUCGCAAGCAGUUCUAUAAAAAUAGAGAGCAGCAGGUGUAGACAGUUGACCUUGCUUUCUGUGCUAGGGAAGUCUCAGAAAUUCUAGAUGAUCCUCACUUAUUUUCUGUAGAUUUUAUUCUAAUUGUCCAUAAAACUUACUUUACAAAUCCAGGAAGUACAGAUUUAAAGUUCAAAAAAAUCCAAAAUAAGUUAGCAUGAGAAUACAACAAAAACUAUUACUUUGCUGUUAGGUGUUGCCACUUCAUGCACUUAGCAUGCAGUAUGGCAUGUUGUCUUUGAUUACAUUUAACUGAUUUCUAAAUUUUAUCUCACUUUACACAUCUUCCCCCACCUACCUUCAUAUUACAAAACAGGAAGAUUGAUGUUGUUUGGGUAUUUUAAAUCACAUGUUAGGAAAGGAUGACUGUUUAACGUUAACCAUUAUUCUUGAGCUUUUAGGGUCUUUUUUGGUCUUGUAAUCUUUGAUUUUGGAUAGUGACAACAGCUGUGUCAUUAUUUUACUUGUAAUUUAUUGAUUACAUUUUUCUUUUUACCUAUGAGUUACUUUGUUCAAAUAUUCAGAAUUUUGUAUGUGAACUUACUUUUCCCUGUUUGGUUAGUAUUUUACUGUCCCAUUCCCUUCUCCUUCCUCUUCUAGUGCUGUCCUGCAUACACACAAACAGACAGACAAGAGUUUUCAUCACAUUUGGUUGUGCUUUCCUCACUUUGUCCCCUCUUUCUCCCUGCAGUAAAUCUGGUAUAGUAUGUACUUUGCUUUUAAACCUGAAUAUUUAGUACUAGUUAUCUUUGCUACUGCUGUUUUUCAAAGGAUAUUUCUGCUUCAACGGGGGGUGUCCACUUGUGUUUCUGUUCAUGUUUUAUUUCUGUGCCCUCUUUCAAAGUGUUUGAAGAUAUUGUUGCUAAAUGCUGUGUAUUUCUCCCUUUUAAACCCUUUAAAAUUACCCCUGCAUCUCAGUGAGCGUUGACCUAAAAUGUGUGCUUUUGAAGAUGGGGUGUAUUUCUUUAGAGUGCACAAAUGAAAUUCUUUAAAACUGGUAUUGGUUGUCUGCAAAGGGAACAAAAAAUGCUCCCCUUUGCAGCUGGAGCACUAGCAAGCAGUACAGCUAGGCUCUCCCCUGGAUCUGUGGGAUGACUGACUGACUCAAGGUCACCUUGAUGCAGUUGUUUCUGCUGUGGAAUACAGUGCUGCUUCUAUUUAAUAAAGCAUGUACAAAACUCAGAA